CUGACAGGGGAGAAAGCUUGGAACGGGUUGCAAAACUUUUCCUAAGUAGAUCCUAACUCUGCUAGGUUUACACAACUGUUUACAGAAACUAGUUCUUGGUUAUUUAGCAGUACGUUCUGGUCUACGGCAUUACAAACGAGAAAGGACAAAAUGUUAAAUUCUCUUACAGAACGUUAUGAAGCGUUUUUUAAGUCGAAGAACGUGGUAACGGAUUUUCUAACGGUGUUAGAGGAAAAAACCGGAGUUCAGAAACAGUAUAUUGCAACAGGUACAGUGUCUUUGGUGGCAUUGUAUCUCAUAUUUGGAUAUGGUGCCUCUCUCCUCUGCAACCUGAUUGGUUUUGCAUACCCAGCAUAUGCCUCUAUCAAAGCCAUAGAGAGUUACAAUAAAGAAGAUGACACCAAAUGGCUAACCUACUGGGUGGUUUAUGGACUAUUCAGUGUGUCUGAAUUUUUCUCUGAUAUCUUGCUAUUUUGGUUUCCUUUUUACUAUGCAGGGAAGUGUUUGUUCCUUCUGUGGUGCAUGGCACCAUUCUCAUGGAAUGGCUCUCAGAUCAUAUACACCCGCUUGGUGCGACCUUUCUUCCUCAAACAUGAAGCAGUGUUUGACAAUGUUGUCAGUGACUUCAGUGGCAAGGCCAAAAGUGCAGCAGAAUCUUUGGCAAAGGAAGGCCUUACAUUGCUGAACAGUGAGAAGGAUAAAUAAAAUGACAAAGGGGAAGAUUCGUUUUACCAGGAGCCCUCUGUUUACAUUGUAUUUUUUCUUUUGCCUAGCACUAAACCUACUAAAAUUAUGAAUCUUUACUGCACCUGAGCCAGGCUGCACAUUCACCAGAAAAAUUCUUUUCACACUUUUUGAAUUUCUCAAUGGUCCUCAAAUGUUCUUGAAUUGCUAUAUAAUUUACUUUCACAUGUUUUGUGUUCAGACAAUAAAUUAUUUUAUCACUUUGACCAAUUCACUGUAUUUUAAUAAUAAAGAACUGGAAAUAAUUAUACCUAAAUAUAAAGAUGUUUCUCAAAUUUUGUUAAAGUUAACAUUAACUUUUUAUAACUUAUUGUGCAUGGCCAAAUAUUAUUUCAAACACUGUAUGAUUUUGUCUGUUGUGUCUCAGGAAAUGAAAACUGGAAAUUGUCAGAUUUGUUAUUUGUAUUUUAGUUUCUAGCAUGACCAAUGUCAAUACAAUAUACAUAACAUGGUAAAAAGUACAUGGUAAAAGCAUGUGGACCCCUUCUUCUAAAUAACAGAGUCUGUAAUUCCUGUGAGGACAUAUCUUAAUGUUUCGCCAUACAAAGACAUUCUAUAGAAUUGUGCUGUCAACUGUGCUUUUAACUGAACUUUAUAGAAUCUCACUGUAUUAUGUGUAACACAACAAUUUUUUUUUUUUACUGGAAUUACUGGAAAAUCCAAACCUAGUUAGUAGUAGGUAUCCCCCUACUUUUGGUCAUAAUGAGUGAAUUUGCUAUUAACCUGUGAUUUUCACUGUGGAGGUCUGGAUAAGAAGUAAAUGCGUUCAUGUGUUUAUUCAACUCACUUUCGUUAAGAUGUAGCAAGCAAAUCAUUCAAAAUCAUUGCAUUUAU
Xyrauchen texanus (razorback sucker) is the source of this 1578-nucleotide messenger RNA. Its product is annotated as receptor expression-enhancing protein 6-like. Lineage: Eukaryota; Metazoa; Chordata; Actinopteri; Cypriniformes; Catostomidae. Bases 151 to 705 code for a protein of 184 amino acids. The record is from RefSeq and is a predicted model, not a curated record. The transcript is spliced from 5 exons.